Drosophila obscura is the source of this 1829-nucleotide messenger RNA. It is a transcript of the gene Sas-6, whose product is annotated as spindle assembly abnormal protein 6 homolog. The coding region runs from base 68 to 1465 and encodes 465 amino acids. Gene Ontology annotation, cellular component: centriole; centrosome. Gene Ontology annotation, biological process: centriole replication. The transcript is spliced from 3 exons. The record is from RefSeq and is a predicted model, not a curated record. NCBI's taxonomy places the organism in Eukaryota, Metazoa, Arthropoda, Insecta, Diptera, Drosophilidae.
UUACAAUUUCAAUAUUUACAAUCUAUAUAUAUUUUAAACUUAAUAUAUUUUAUCUUGCCCAACUGAAAUGUGGACGACGCCAAGCAAUGGGGACAGCUUCGUAAAUAUGGAUUACAGCAAAAACGUGGUGACCAUUAUGCCGAGCGUGGAAAUGUUGGUCAGUUUCUCACAUGACAUGAUGCGCGCCAAAAAGGCUUGUUUACUGUACGCUGAAAAGAUGGACUUCAAAGAAAUGAUGCAGCUGCGCUUAGCGGAGAAAGCUGAUCAGCGUCGCAUGUAUAUUACGACUGUGGACUGUACUUCCUUCCACGAGCUGAAGCAGGAUCAGUCCCUGAAUGUGACCUUCGCUGGCUUCAUGGACAAUGUGGUACGCAUGCUCAAAGACUGCCAGUCGGGUAAAUUGGAGCUGCACUUGGCCGCUAGAGAUCCAAGUGGAUCCGAUUACCAGUUGCAGUUCGUGGAAAUAAGAUCAUUUAAGAACCUCAUACACUUGUGUUUGCCCUGCCGAUCUGCACCCCUCAACACGGUCCUCUACUACAUAAAUCUCAUGCUAGAUGCCUCCCACAAGAAAUGCUUUCUGCUGGAAGAGAGCAUCCAGCAGGCCCAACUAGAACAGAAUUCCCAGCGUGCGCAUAUGGAUAGAUUGGGGGCGGAAAACAGCAAACUCAGAGACGCAUUGGCUGAGAAUACGCGCCGCUUGGAGGAACAGCACUCUGCCGAGCUGCUGCAAAUGGAGGGGAAACUGUCCAAGGUGAACGAGCAGCGCAGCAAUGAGCUAGAACGCCAUCGCAGAUCGAUCUCCAGCAUUCAGUCACAGUUGGAGAAGGCCAACGUGGAUAAAUCUGACACAAAGAUAGCCCUGGAACAGCUCGAGAAGCGCCACCAAGCAUUGAGUGAUGAGCUAUCCAGCUGCAAAUCCCGCAUGUGCAACCUAAAGGAGCAGAACGACAAGCUGCACACCGACACAGUCAAUGCCAAGAAGCACGAGCGCAAAUUGGAGUACAAAAUUGAAGACCUCAAACAGCACACCGUCGAGCUGCAGGAACAUAUUCAGCGAAACAACAAGGAAAAGGCUAACGUGGCUGCUGAGCUGGAAGCGGAGAAGAAGAUUUUGCACACAAAGCGGCAAGCGCUGGAAAUGGCAUCGGAGGAAAUCGCCAAGGCCAAUCAGAUAAUCCUUAAGCAGAACCAAGAGAUCCUUGGCCACAAAAAAACCAUAGGCUGGCGAACAGAAGUGGCCCUGCAGCAGGAAAAGGCCAUUCAGGAAAAAGAAAAACUGUUGUCUCUGCGCGAGAAUGAGCUAAGGCAAGCGCGAAAGACAAUCAAAGAGCUACGCGAGGAAAUUCCUCAGCAACUGCUCUCCAUGCGACAGUUUGCCAACACUCUAGAGAAAAAGUAUUCAAAUCAGAUACUCACACUGAAGGAACGUUUAUCAACGGGCAGCGGCAAGGAGAACUGCCGCUAGGAUUCCAUGUGCUUAGUUUUACUUAUCGUUAAUUUAUUCUCAUUUCCCAUUGAUGCAUAGGUUUAAUAAAAUUGAGUUUUAUAGUUUGGCUCUAGUCAUAGUCGUCCUCGACACUAGUGCCGGCCUGAGCGGCAGCCACGUUAACAGCCUGACUGAUAUCCUCGAUCUGGUUCAUCUUCAGCCUCUCGCGUAUGAGCUCGGCAAUAGCCUUCUGUGUGCGACGCUCCAGGCGAUCCAACUUCUUGCUGGCGUCGCGCUUAAGGUCCCAGUCUGGCUUGCGUGGGGCCAGGUUGCUUAUGUCUAUCUCGUCGAUUACCAUAGGUUCUUGCAAUAAAUUCAGCUGCGUUUCAACGGCGGACUCUAU